Messenger RNA from Zea mays, 1077 nucleotides. RefSeq lists its product as uncharacterized. Gene Ontology annotation, molecular function: zinc ion binding; ubiquitin-protein transferase activity. Gene Ontology annotation, biological process: protein ubiquitination. Lineage: Eukaryota; Viridiplantae; Streptophyta; Magnoliopsida; Poales; Poaceae. The coding region runs from base 161 to 856 and encodes 231 amino acids. The transcript has 7 exons. The record is from RefSeq and is a predicted model, not a curated record. Gene Ontology annotation, cellular component: membrane.
UGAGCACUCUGGUUGGUGGCAUUUGGAUUAUCCUAACCCUCCCAUGAGGACAUGAAGCGACUGGCUCCAUGGCUAUUUAAAGCCCCUCCUCCUCCUUCUUCUUCCUCAGUGCAUUGCAAGCGUGGGAAGGGAGGAGAUCAUUGGAAGGGGAGAAAAGGGAAUGGAGCAUGAUGAAGAGGAGGAGCUGCCUUCACCUUCUUCCUCCUUGGGCUACCUGAUGCUGUGUAGGAUCUGCCACGAGGAAGAGGACGGAGGGCGUGCGACCAUGGAGUCCCCUUGUGGAUGUUCCGGCUCUCUCAAGUACGCUCACAGGCGAUGUGUGCAGAGAUGGUGUGAUGAGAAGGGGACCGCCAUCUGUGAGAUUUGCCUUCAGAAUUUCGAGCCAGGGUACACAAUGCCUCCAAAGAAAACUCCGGUGGUUGAAACGGCGGUCACGAUCAGUGAACACGAGGACAUGCAAUCUUUGGAAUCUCGGGAGGGCUUGAGUGGGGGUGCAGGCUACACCAGGUGCUCCUACACCGCAGAUCAAUGCGCCACAUGGUGCCGGUCGCUGGCGAUCACGUUCACCAUUAUGCUGCUGGCAUGGCAUCUGGUUGCAGUGGUGACGGUUGAAGCAGCAGCUCACUGCGCGUUCAGUCUCCUGGCAAGGUUAUGUUUCUUUGCAGAUGUACUUGCUUCGCGCUGCUGGUAUCCUGCUGCCGCUGUGCGUUGUCAUGCGACUGAUUCGCAUCGUCCAGAGUGGUCAGGAGCAGCAGUAUGGGCUGCAGCUGCUGGAGCACCAAAGAAGAAAUGUAUCAACUAUAUGAAUUAUAUGCGUGUCCAGGAGGAGGACCAGCGAGUAAUUAAUAUUCAUUAAGCCAAUGAAUCUCAAUGCAAGCUUGCACAAAUGUGCAUUAAGUAUUACCGUGGAAACUUUCAAACAGAACAUCAUCUGUAAACAUUUAGUAUACAUACAGUUGGUGCAGGGAAAAACAGCACCAUUUUAUUCCUGCUUUUUCUGAACGUUCAUUAUGCUAUUAGGGAAUGUUCAAACAGAUCAUUAUUGCAUAUCCCAAUGAAAAUAUUGGCGGCCAACCA